Messenger RNA from Gordionus sp. m RMFG-2023, 984 nucleotides. Its product is annotated as WW domain-binding protein 2-like. The coding region runs from base 65 to 808 and encodes 247 amino acids. The record is from RefSeq and is a predicted model, not a curated record. NCBI's taxonomy places the organism in Eukaryota, Metazoa, Nematomorpha, Gordioida, Chordodea, Parachordodidae. Gene Ontology annotation, biological process: positive regulation of DNA-templated transcription. Gene Ontology annotation, cellular component: nucleus. The transcript is spliced from 7 exons. Gene Ontology annotation, molecular function: transcription coactivator activity; chromatin DNA binding.
AUCCUGCAAUCCUUGUUGAUAUUGUAAAAUUUAAUAAAUUUAUUGUAUUUAUUAUUUUGGUAUUAUGUCUUUAAAUACCUCUCAUAAAGAUGGAGGGUUAUUAAUAUAUAAUGGGGAAAUGAUACUACUCUUUUCGAAAGAAGUUGAAUUCACGAUUGUAGCUAAUGAUAAAAAGAAAGAAUUGCAAGGUACAAAAAAAGGUCAACUUUUUUUAACUACACAUAGGAUUGUAUACUUGUGUAAAAAUCAAAAAGAUCUGCUUAAAUCAUUUAGUAUACCUUUUAUUUGCAUGGAUAAGGUUGAAUUAGAGCAACCUGUUUUUGGGGCAAAUUUGAUUAAAGGACAUGUAAUUGCCCAGCCAAAUGGUAAUUGGGAAGGCAUUGCCACCUUUAAAAUUAGUUUUAAUACUGGGGGAGCUAUAGAGUUUGGAAAAGCAUUACUAAAUGCUGCACAAAUAACUGCUAGAAGAGGAAAGAUGGCACCUCCUCCUUAUGAACCUCCGCCACCUCCAUAUAACACAGCUAAUCCAGGUAUGUAUAUGCCCCCACCCAAUACUGAUUUUGGUUUCCAAAUGCCAACCCAGAUGUUUCCUCCUAAUGACAUAAAGGAGCCUGUUAUGUACUCUAAUGCUCCGCCACCUUAUCCAGGAAUAUAUCCCAAUCUUCCCAAUGCUCCUCCUAUGCAAAAUGCCAAUGUGUCACCCGCUUAUUAUGAUCCCCAAAAUCCUCAAAAUAUAUAUGUACCAUCGCAACCUGGCACUACGAUUCCUGGGGCACCACCUGCCUAUGAACAGAAGAAAACAUUGUAAAAGGCUUUUCUAUAAUAUUUAUUAACUAAUAAUCUAUUUGUGUUUUUUAUCCUUCAGUAUCGAUGUAAUUUAUUAAUUUUAUUUUUUACCGUUUUUAAGGAUUAAUCAAAAUUAUAAAUUCUGAAUAUCGUAUUUAUUUAUUAUAUUUAUUAGAAUAAAUAUUACAUUAACAUUUA